Parasteatoda tepidariorum (common house spider) is the source of this 6233-nucleotide messenger RNA. RefSeq names its product ENAH actin regulator enabled (gene ena). NCBI's taxonomy places the organism in Eukaryota, Metazoa, Arthropoda, Arachnida, Araneae, Theridiidae. Gene Ontology annotation, molecular function: SH3 domain binding. The record is from RefSeq and is a predicted model, not a curated record.
AUCUCUACAGCGCCCUCUAGCGAUCUGAAAGCGUCGGGAAGCUAAGGAAGGAGAAAAAGUCUGAAAGAUGGAGCUGAUAUGUUCCUGAAUGAAAGUGUUGGUCUUACUACCAGUAGAAAUUUUGUGUAGUUAGCGUAGUUCUAGAAGCUUUUUUAUUGCAUGAUAUAAAAGGAAUACUUACAUACAGAACAAAAUGACUGAACAGUCAAUUGCUUCUGCUAGAGCAUCUGUGAUGGUUUAUGAUGAUAUGAACAAAAAAUGGGUACCUAGUGGAUCCUCAAGUGGUUUAUCCAAAGUUCACAUAUACCAGCAUCUGACAAAUAAUACCUUUAGAGUUGUUGGAAGAAAACUGCAGGAUCAUGAGGUUGUCAUUAAUGCUUCUAUAUUGAAAGGAUUGAAAUAUAACCAGGCCACACCAACAUUUCAUCAAUGGCGUGACAACAAACAAGUUUAUGGCCUUAAUUUUAGCAGUCGUGAUGAUGCAGAAGCUUUUGCUGUUGCUAUGCUCAGAACUCUUGAAAUUGUUAACCAAAAUAACAUGUCUUCAAGACCACCACCUCCUCCUCCCAUGAAUUCGCAACCAGUUUAUCAAAGUAUAUCUGGGGACAUUGAGUGCAAUAAUAUUGAUCAACAAAAGUGGAAUGACAAUGACACUGGUCGAAUGUCUCAUCAAGUACAAUAUGCUAGUUCUACAAUGAAUGGUACUCAGAUGCCUGGUUCUCCUAGCAAUACACUUCACAGAACAUCUGCUCCAAAUUGUGCUCCACCCGCUCCUCCACAACCUCCUACUCCUCCUAUGCAGUCCAAUGCUGCACCACCUCCACCUCCUCCUCCACCACCACCUCCUACUAUAGGAAUGCCCCCAGUUCCUCCUCCACCUAUGCCAAACUCAAGUGGUCCACCUCCGCCACCAGCUCCUCCAAUGUCUGGGGGAUUUUCUAGCCCACCUUGUCCUCCUCCCCCACCUGGGUCUUCAAUGCAGCGCCCUAACACUGCUAACAUGUCUUUGGCAUCAGCAUUAGCUAAUGCAAAGUUGAAAAAGACACAAAGAAGUGAUUCAAUUGUUGAUCAAAAUAAAACCCCUGGACCUCCUAGUGGCAUGGCAAGCAUGAUGGAUGAAAUGGCAAAAACACUGGCACGAAGGCGAGCUCAAGCAGAAAAUUACCAAGGCAAUGAUUCCGAUGGCACUGAUAAAAAAUGGGAUAAAAAUUCAAAUGGCAAUGGUGUGAACUCUGGAUUAGAAUCACCUAAGGGUAGUCGCAGACAAAGGAUAGGUUCUAUUGGAGAUAUGGAUAAUUUAAAAGCCAAUGGUGUUGAGCCUUAUGACAUGGAAAGAAUCAAGCAAGAAAUAAUGUUGGAAAUAAGAAUGGAAAUGAAUAAACUGAAACAAGAUAUUAUUGAAACCAUAAGGAGUGAGCUAAAUCGUAGGUAAUGCCUCAGAGAGGAAGAAGUCUUUUAUAUGCAAAGCAUUUGCAGAAUGUACUGGUGUAUAGAAGUUUGCAUAUUUGCCUUUCAUAAUGAGUUUCAUACUGUACAUAAGUGUGCGACUACUUUUGCCUUCUGAAAACUUUUAUGUGAACUUUUUUCAUGAAUAAAUUGUUCCCGUUUGUACUUUUUCUAUAGACAAAACGGUUUUUUAGAACUUUGCUUUGGUUAUUCUAUUAUUUUUUUUUUAAACAUUCUUGUUGAGGACAAGCUAAUGGUGUGCUUGAAACUUAAUUCUAUACUAAGUCAAAGUUUAUAGUAAGAUGUUGAAAUCGUAGGGUCUAUUUGUUUCCAAUAUUUUGAAGGUAAAAAGCACUCUUGUAAAUAAAUCUUUUUCACUGAACUUAAAAGUAGAUUUUUUUUAAUAAACAUAUUAUUGGUGCUGUUAAAUUUUAUAUCAUAGAUUGGUUCUCUUAGAUCUUUUUAAUAGUAAAAAAAUAAUUUAAAAUGAAAACUUAUAGUAAUUAGUACUGUCGUGAUACUGCAAUUAUAAAUCAAACUGACGACAUCUUCUUAUUCAUUAAAUUUAAUAAAUACCAAACAAAUUCAUUUUCUUCCACUCUUCAAAUCGUUUUAUAGUAUGAUUAAUAAAGCAUGGAUGUUAAUGACAUGACAUUAAAUAGAUCUUAGUAACAAAUAUCAAAUUUAAUUAAAUCAGAAUUAAAAAUAAUUAAUUAAAUCAGAUAGUUUAGUUAAUACAAAUAAUGAAUGUGGUAAAUUUAUCAUAGCUUUAGAUAACGAAUGUGGGUAAAAAAUAUAUGGAUGUGCAAAAUUAAAGUCAAUUUCAGAAAAAAAAAAUUAAAAAAAAAAGUUUUUAUUGCCAUUUUUAUCCAUGCUGAUUGAUGUUCUAAUAUGCCGCUUCUUUGUAAUCUAAUUAAUUAAUACUAAUUAAUAAUAAUUAAAUUUUUAUUGUAGAAUAAUAAUGAUAGCAAUGAAUGCUGGUUGUUUGGUGUUAAAAUACUUGAAAGCAACGAAACUGACUGCUAUUUCUUAUCAAAAUGUUUAUUUUAGUACUCUACUGAAAAAUGUUUUAUAUUUUAAUCUAUUAAUGUACGUUUGACUUAGCAUAAAGUCAAGUUUCCAUUUUACCUGUUUAAAAUUUUUCUAAAAUAAGAUCAGUGCCUUUGGCACAGACUUUUAGAUGCUCUUCCAAUAAGAAUAAUUGCAUCGGUAUUGCUAAUAAUAAGUGUGUGUUUAUAAAAUAAGCAUUUUUUGUAUUAUGUAUUGAUAUUCUCUUUGUUCAAUAAUAAUAAAAUAAAGUGCGGGUGAUGUUCUUUUUUGAGUCAAUUCUAAUGACUAGUGUUACAUGCUUGCUUUUUGUCUUGACACUGAUUGUAAUGUAUCGGUUUUUUAUUAUCAGUGUAAAAGGUCAAAAUAAGUUCCUCUUAUAACAUACAUAAAAUUCUUUAUAAAUUAGUAUGUUAGUAAACAUUAAUUUAGGCAUUUUUAAUUUUUUAUGCAUUUUGUUCUUGCAUUUUAUUUAUUUUUGUGUAUUUUUGAAAAAUUUUUAGUUUUUAUUUAAAGCAAAAUCUCAAUUUCCAAAAUAAUAAGUUUUGGUAAUAAUAUUAUAAGUAUAAAUAAAUAAUAUUUUCUAGUUUAUUGAGUUUCUAACUAGUUAUGUGGGCUAGUACUGGCAAUUUAUUUUUGUUCAGUGCUAAUAAUUAAACUAUAAAUUUAAAGUAUCUUUUCUAUCUUGCAUUUACCUUACUUUAAUACUAACUUCAUUUUGUUAAAAUUUGUUAUCAAAAUAUACCCUAAGUUUUCUAGAAUUUCCGUUUAAAAUAGAAUUUAUUUUUGUUGAUAAAAAUUAUGGAAAAUUUUUUUCAAUACUUUUUUAAAAAUGCUGGACAUUUUAGAAUUAUUAUUAUUAUUAUUUUUUUUGUCUUUUUUUUAGAAAGUGUAAAUAUCUUUUUGGGUUGCAUUUUGAGUGAAGUGUUGCUUACUUAAAGUUUAACAACUUGAUAAUAUGCAUUUGUUAUAGAUAUUAAUACUGUGUAUUCAUAAAAUAUAUUAAUCUAUCAUGUGAAUGAAAAUGCUAUGAGUGUCACUUAUUAUUUGAAUAUGAUACUUGAUGUGUGGCCAUAUUUCUCAUCAAAAGUUCUAGAAUUAGAUCAAAUUUAUUAAACCAGAAUUAAUAACUAAAAAAUUUUUUUAGCCUAGUAAAAAAUGUUUUGUGAUUCAACAAACAAAAAUUAUCACAAGCGUGUGCCUAUUUUUUUAAAAAAGAAUGUUAAUUUAAUUUUAAAGUUUAUUAAUUCAGUUUGCUGCAUUUGGAUAUGGGAUUUAAAAUGUUAUGUGAAUUGAAUAUUAAAAUUCAGAUUGCUAAAGUGUUUGUAAAUGUGCUGCUAUUAUUAAGAUGUCAGUCCAUAAGUGUAAAUACUUUUAUUAUAUGAUAUCCAUGUGUAUUAAAUGUUUAAAUGUGAAUUUCAAAAAGUAAAUAUCAGAUGGUGAUAAUAAAAAAAAAAAUUGCGGUUACAUAUUUAAAAAUUAUCUAUACAUAACUACUUCAAAAUUAACUUGUUUUACUGAUGUUUAUUAAGAAUUCUUGAAUUUUACUAACUAAGAUAGUAAUUUUUUAGUAUUGCUUCAUAUUAUAAUAAUUUUUACCAAAAGUAGUAAAUAUUUUCAUGAAUGUAAUAAAACCUGUGUUUUUAAAUUAAAUUAAAAUAAUUAACUUUUGAAAUGAAUAAUGGCAUUUUGAAUUUUUUGGCAAAUAUAAUUUUUUCUUUAAAAUAUUAUUUUUUUUUGUUCAAUAUUUAGUUUACUAAUAAUACUUAUAUUAUAAAUUUAAUAUUCAAAGUAGUUCUUUGGUUUUCCUAAAAGUUAAUUGUACAAUAUUUAUUGUUUCAGUAACAUAUAUUUUAAAUGGUAAUAAUCUGUGUGUAAUUAUUCCCAAAAUUGUAAUUGCACAGUAACUGAUAUCUACACCAUUCAUGUAAAUAGGUAUUCAUAAAAACUCCAUUAAGUUCCUUUUUUUUUUCUCUGAAAUUCCAAAGACUUAUAAUGUCUACAUUUCAUGAUUUAAAUGUUUGCUUAUUUGCAAUAAUUCAGAGUUUAUGAGAAAACAAGGCUUUCUCUUGCCAUUGUAUAUAUUAAAUUGUUAAUCAUAUUGUAAUCCUUUUGGCAUUAAAAUGUGGUAAAGUUCAGAAAUACCAAAUUCAGCAGAUAUUAUCUAAAUCGUCCUCAAAGUUAUCUUAUUAAUUUUAAAAAUAAUACUUGUAUAUUACAUAAAUUUAAGAUUUACAUUAAUGAUGACACAUCUUAUUUUGUAAAAGAAGCAAAUACAUUUGUUUAUUUUUAAUAUUGGUAUCAGAUAAUAAUCAUUUUUAUAUAAACUAAUGGUGCAAAGGCCCGAACUGUCAUAUAUGCUAGUGUGCUAUAAGAAAUAUCAUAAGAGGGGACAAUAGUCCCAAGUCUUGACAUUGUAAAAAGGUGUAAAAAAAAUUGCACGUCUUUUAGUGAAGGAAUAUAGAAUAAUUGGAGCAAACUUUGCUAGUGUAUAUACUUUAAAUUAAAAUAACCUAAAUGAAAUAUAGUGUGUUGGCCAAAAAAGAUUCAAUUUUUAAAUUUCAAACUACUUCAUCGGUGUUAUAAAGAUUUUCUUUCUGAACCAUUUGAUGAAUAUUGCAUUAACAGCAUUUAAAAAUAAAUUUUAAAAGUGGUUAAAUAUUAUAAUGCAUUCAAAACUGUGUAAUUGCAAUUAAAGAGAAAUAAAUCUUCCUCUAAAGUCUUUAGAGUAAAUUUUUAAAGUUAAAAAUUUAAAAGAUCUUUUCACCAGUUAUUUAUUUCUUGUUAAAAAUUACUUAAACAUUUAUUUCUUUAGUUUAUUAAUCUCAGUCAAAAUAAUUUAUCCUUAAAAGAAUAGUGUUUUUUCUUCUAAAUUUUCCUCCCAUUAACACACAAACAUUUGUGUUUACUGAUUCAAUCUUACUCUGUGUUUGUUAUUUUCUGGCUGUUUUCUUUUUCAAAUAUUAAAGUGUCUGAAUCUAACAUCAGCUCCGUUUUCACUUAGCAUAAUAAUAAUGUUCCCUUUUAUAAAUUUAACCUUAAUAAUGUAUCCUUUAACUUGUCUCCCUUUGUAAUUCUCAAAUAUUUUUAAUGGCCUUCUUUCAUAUCAUCAACAAAUAGCGUUUAUAAGUGGGAAAAAAAAAUUUCAAUAAACUUUUUAAACCUGUCUGUUUUUAUUCCUUAAGUAAAAAAAAUGCUUUAAUUAUCUUUUAAUAGUUAUUUUUUAAUAUAUUGAAGAAUCGUAACAUUCUUAAAAAGACAAUAUAUGAUUUGUCAUAUUGCUCACUUUUAUUGUGUUAUGUUAUGCUUUUAGCAGUAUUUUUGUUCGUUAAUUUUUCUACUUUUAUAUUUAAAUAUAUUUUUAAAAAAUGUGGUUCUAGUCAGUGUAAAAAAAAAAAAAUGAAAUUGUAAUUGUUCAUUUUUAUUGUUAAUUUAUCGUAUUACUACUUCGAAAAGAGAAGCAGAAUGAGAUUAUUGAAAUAUGUAGAAGUAGUUGUGCAUUAAUCUUUAACUAUGCAAAAUCAUAUCAUUCAUUAUGCAAAGAGUGUAGACAAAACGAAUAGAGUUGUCAAAGCUCAAUACUGAUAGUGCAUAAUGUUAUUUGAACUGUGUCCUGUCUUUCGGAAAGCUCCUAUUUAUAGAGUGAAAAUGUUUAAUGUCUGUGUAUAGUUUUCAGUUUUUUCACUUUGGUGUAAAAUUAAAAAGUAUUACCAAUGCAAAAUAAAGACUGAUUAUGCAAA